This is a messenger RNA of Heterostelium album PN500, 1530 nucleotides long. RefSeq lists its product as uncharacterized. The transcript has a single exon. The record is from RefSeq and is a predicted model, not a curated record. Bases 1 to 1530 code for a protein of 509 amino acids. NCBI's taxonomy places the organism in Eukaryota, Evosea, Eumycetozoa, Acytosteliales, Acytosteliaceae.
AUGUCAACUCAACUAGCAAAUAUAUUAAAGUCAUUCAGUAAGCUAAGUGUUGGCUCAUUGCAACAAACUUUGAAACAUUUCAAUCCAAAGGAUGAAGCGAUCAUCUUGUCUGCUGAGCAACCAGAGCUGACUUCAAUGGUCAAGUCAGUGAUCUGCACUCAGACCUACUCAUUCAUGGAGGACAUGGAGAAGUUCACAGAGAUCUUUGCAUCUGGAUUCGGAUGUCCCAAAGCCGACGUCUUGAAGAAGCUCGAGAUCAACGGUCUCUACAACUCGCUCGAGAAACUCAGUCAAGAAGAUCUGACGCAAGUGUUCAAGUUGCUCUCACUCCAAGAGACCUCCGAGCAAGACUUGCCACGCCAAGAGAUGAUUGGAAAGAUCGAGGAGGAGUGCUUCCUUCAGGGUGUCAACAAGCUGCUGAUAAAGAUGUGCGAGGGUGGCUCCGAAGUGCUCAAGUCGUACUGCAAAGACUUGAAGAUGAAUUAUAUCGAGAACGACGACUCAAAGAAUGCAGAGGAGGUGAUGAAGUCAAUGUUUGAUCUCGAGUCUGACUUGGUCAAUGACGAAGACGCCCAGGAGGAAGAGGAAGCUGCUCCUGCGCCAUCCAAGAAGCCAGCCGCCAAAGAGAAGCCAGCCAAGAAGUCUGCCGGCGCCAAGAAGCCAGCGGCACCAAAGAAGGCACCAAACAAGAAGCCGGCAGCUGCCAAGCCCGCCGCUGCUGUCGAAUCGGAGGUUGAAGAGUCUGAAGAGGAGGCACCAGCACCCGCCACCGCAAAAUCCAAGCCACCCGCCAAAGCAAAGUCAAAGCCACCAGCAGCAGCAGCAUCAAAAUCAAAUGGAAAGACAACAGCACCAGCAGCAGCAGCAACUACAGAGUCCACUGAAGUAAGUGGAAAGAGAGCAAGAAAACCAGUUACUAAAUACGAAGAUGAAGCAACAUCCAAUGGUUCCACCACUACUACUACCACCAGCACUACAAAUAGCAAGGCAAAGGCAAAACCAGCAGCCACUAGCAAUAAGAGAAAAGCAAAGGAAGAAGAUGAGACAGACGAGGAGGACGACGACGAAGACGAGCAAUCAAGCUCCAAUGGCAGCGGCGCCUCUGGAAAGCUAAAUUCAUUCGGUGGAUACAGAGAUAAAGACGGUAAAUAUAUAUCGCCACCAGUCAGCAAGAUCGUAAAGGGUGUCACCAAAGAUCAGCUACAUGACUUUUUUAACUUGGAGCCACUCCAAGAAUUUUGUAAAAUGAACGACAUCACAUACUCUUCCUACAAGAAAUCACAGUUGACCAAGGUUAUUGCCGACUUUUUAGAGACCGGAGAGAGACCGCUCAGCAAGAAGGAGAAACUAGCAAAGAAAGCCGCUCUCAAAAAACAAAAGACCUCAAAAUCAUCGAAAUCAACAAAUACCAAGACUUCAGCAGCAGCAGCAGCAGCAGCAUCAUCGACCACCUCUACCUCUCCCUCCACAACCACUACACCAGCAGCAGCAUCAACAACCACCACAACCACAACAACAGCAGAACCAUGA